AAUUUAUGUCUGAAAAACAAAAUCAACAAAAUCCUAAAAAGGGAGAGCCUUGGAAGCCAAAAGAAAAAUUUGAUAAGAAAGCUAAUAAAAAGAAGUAGGAAUAGGAAUAAGAAUAAGUAGAGGGAAAAUAGGAAACUAAUAAGCAACAAUAAUAAUAAAAUCAAUAGCCAAUCAUCCCAUAAUAAACAAUUGAUUAAUAAUCGAGUUAACCAUAAUUGCCCAUAAAUGAUAAAUAAAUUGCUUUAGCAGAUGCUUCAAAAGAGCCUAAUAAACGAAAAGAUUUUCUUUCACAUCUUCCAAUAUUUUAGGAUUAUACUUCUGUAAGUAUAAAAACAGUAAAAUAAAUUGAUGUAAAGAUUUUAUUGAAUUAUAGCCUUUUACUUUGCAUCAUGCUUUUAUUGAGCUUUGUAUUUAAUAUUAAAAUGGAUAAUGUAUAGGGUCUACUCAUAGAUGUGUAGAAUUUCUUAAUGCUUUGAAAUAAUUUAUAAGGGAUUAUAAGCUAUCAAGACAAUCAAAUUAUUUUGCUAUGGCAUUUUUAGAUGAAUUAAAGGAAAUUUUUAAUUUGAUGAAAAACUUUAGAACAGUAAAUGAAGGAAUGAGCACAUCAUAUUUAUUUAUUAGAGAAUGUUUGAUGAUAUUAAGAGAUACAAGACUUGAUGAAAAUGAAUCAAAAAUUUGGUUAUGUAAUUAGAUUGAUCAAUUUAUUCAAUCAAAAAUAAUUGCAGCAUCAGAAUUGAUUGUUAAAAAUGUAUUUAUAUAAAAUUAAUAUUUUAUAAGGCUACUUAAUUAAUAUAAGAAGGAACAACAAUUUUAGUAUAUGCUAGAUCGUAUUUGAUUGAGAAUUUCAUAAUAAACUAUAUUAAGUAAGGAAAGCAAUUGACCAUUUUUGUAGUAGAUAAUCCUUAAUUUGGAGAAGGAUCAUAAUUAGUAAAUCGACUAUAAUAAUAAGGUAUAUCUUGUUAUCAAAUAUUAUUAUCUCAUGUCAGUUACAUUCUGUCAAAAGUAGAAAUUAAUUAAAAUUAUUUAGGUUGACAAAAUUCUAGUUGGAGCAUCAUCUAUGUUAUGUAAUGGAGCUUUAGUUUCUAGAGUUGGAACUGCAUUAUUGGCAUGUUUAGCAUCAACUCAUAAAAUACCAUUUUUAGUAUUUUGUGAAAGUUAUAAAUUCUCAGAAAAAAGUCAGAUUGAUUCUUUAUCUUGGAAUGAAAUAGCAUAAUUAUAAUAAGGAAAUGAAAAUCAACAAUAUACUUCUUUAAGUCUCAGAUAUGAUAUAACAUAAUCUAAUUAUAUAAAUAUGGUAUUAGUGAUGAUAUAUUAUUUAAUAGAUAGUAACAGAAGUUGGAUUGAUACCGGCAACUUCUGUUAAAGCAGUGAUAGGAGAAUUUAAAAAGUAUAAUUAUGUGGAUGCAAUCGAAGUUCCAAGAAAAGAAUAAUGACAAUGUGUUAUAGGUAG
Paramecium primaurelia is the source of this 1450-nucleotide messenger RNA. The record is from the annotation of a GenBank genome assembly. Lineage: Eukaryota; Ciliophora; Oligohymenophorea; Peniculida; Parameciidae.